This is a messenger RNA of Gigantopelta aegis, 834 nucleotides long. Its product is annotated as enoyl-CoA delta isomerase 2, peroxisomal-like. Gene Ontology annotation, biological process: fatty acid beta-oxidation. The coding region runs from base 91 to 762 and encodes 223 amino acids. Gene Ontology annotation, cellular component: peroxisome. The transcript has 4 exons. The record is from RefSeq and is a predicted model, not a curated record. Lineage: Eukaryota; Metazoa; Mollusca; Gastropoda; Neomphalida; Peltospiridae. Gene Ontology annotation, molecular function: enoyl-CoA hydratase activity; delta(3)-delta(2)-enoyl-CoA isomerase activity.
AGUACGGUGGAGGUCCAAUGUUCACUAUGCGGAAGAAGAGCACGUAGGCCUGUCCUGUUUACACUAGAGUUGUGUAAUUUACUUUUUGCGAUGGAUGUUCAAUUUACCAAAGAUAACAUAGCUGUCUUAACUAUGAACAAUGGGCAGAACAGAAUAGACUACAGCUUCGUUGAACGAUUCAAUCAAAUGCUUGAUCAAGUAGAAAGGAAUUCUGACUGCAUAGCUUUGGUUACGACGGGACGUGGGAAGUUUUUCAGUAAUGGACUUGAUCUGGAAUGGGCGAUAUCAGCAUAUGAAAACUUUAACUCUUUCGUCAGUCUCUUGAAGCGCAUUAUAACACUCCCGCUUCCAACAAUAGCAGCAAUAAACGGACACGCGUUCGCCGGGGGAGCAUUCAUUGCGUUGUGUCACGACUUGAGAGUCAUGCAGUCAGACAAGGGCUGGAUGAGCUGGAACGAAAUUCAUAUUAAAGCCACAUUUACAGAGCCACUGUACAAGUUGUUACAAGUAAAGAUUGCACCAGGGCCCGUACAAACCCAAGCCAUCUUGUUUGGAAAGCGUUUUACGGCGCAAGAAGCCAUGUCAGCGCAGCUUGUUGAUGACGUCACCACUAUGACGAAUUUGAUGGACGAUUCUCUUCGUCUGGCACGAAAAACUGCGGGCAUUGGCGGAUUUGACCGAUUUACUCUUAGUGCAUUGAAAAAUGAUAUAUACAAAGAUUUCACUACCUGUGUUUUGGGGAAGAUUAGGUCAAUGUUAUAGAAGUGUUCUUGCAUUUCAAAAAGACUUGUUUGAUUUUUAUUUCUGACAAAUAAAUUAUUGAUGGGUACAAAA